This is a messenger RNA of Pygocentrus nattereri (red-bellied piranha), 2835 nucleotides long. Its product is annotated as fibrous sheath CABYR-binding protein. The record is from RefSeq and is a predicted model, not a curated record. The transcript is spliced from 2 exons. NCBI's taxonomy places the organism in Eukaryota, Metazoa, Chordata, Actinopteri, Characiformes, Serrasalmidae. Bases 175 to 2034 code for a protein of 619 amino acids.
GUGGGAGUGUGUGUGUGUGUGAGAGAGAGAGAGAGAGAGAGAGAGAGAGAGAGUGAGUGAGUGAGAGACGCUGAAAGGAGCAGCAGAGAGGAGCAACUGGACUCACAUCACCCGCACAUUAUCAGGCUUCCUCUCCUUUUCUCUCCGGGCUCUCCAUCCGCAGCAGGACACAUCAUGGGAGGCAAGCUGAGCAAGAAGAAGAAGGGAUAUGACGUCAGUGAUCCCAAGGAUAAAAAGGAGGAGAGUGCAGUGGUAACAACAUCAGCCUCAGAGCAGAAGGAUGAAGCUCCGGUCACUGAGGCCACCAAGGCACCAGAACAAGCUGCUGAGCCAGCUGCUGCACCUACAGACGUAAUGGAAGAAGUGAAGGAAGAGCCUGCAGCAACCAAGGAACCUGCACCAGAGCAACCAUCAGCUGCUCCAGUGGAAGCUGCACCGGCCCCAAAGGAACCAGAGGCUGCACCAGAGAAGCCUCCAGCCCCAGUAGAACCUACAUCUGCUCCCGUGGAGGCUGCAGCUCCCAAAAAGGAGCCAUCACUGCACUCAGUGGAACCUCCAGCUGCCCCUGUGGAAGCUGCUUCUGCCCCUGUAGAGGUUAAAUCUGCCCCAAUGGAACAGGUCCCAAAGAAACCAGUGGAGGAACCAUCGGCUCCUACUGUGGAAGCUGUUUCUGCACCUGUAGAGGAUGCUCCUGCCCCAGAGGAGCCAGCAGUUGCUCCAAAGGAGCCUGCACCUGCCCUAGAAGAGCCUACAGUUGCCAAAGAUGAACCUACACCUGCCCCACAAGAGGCUGCACCAGUGGAAGUGGCUGUAGCAACAACCCCAGCAGAGACUGUAACUGCCCCAGCAGAGCCUGAAACUACACCAGUAGAGGCUGCAGCUGCCCCAGAAGAGACAGGACCUGCCCCAGAGGAUCCUCCAGUUGUCCUGGUGGAGGCUACAAUUACACAAGUGGAAUCAGUUCCUGUCCCAGAGGAACUGGUAGCUGCACCAUCGGAGCCUGGAGUGCUACCACAAGAACUAGCUGCUGCAGAACCAGAACCUACCCCAGUAAAAUCUGAAGCUGCCACUGAGGAACCUGUUGUGGCCCCAGUGGAGGCUGUAGCUGUCCUAGAAGAGCCUGUAGCUGCACCUGAAGAACCUGUAGCUGCCCUAGAAGAGCAUGUAGCUGCACCAGAAGAACCUGUAGCUGCACCAGAGGAACCUGUAGCUGCACCAGAAGAGCCUGUAGCUGCACCAGAAGAGCCUGUAGCUGCACCAGAAGAACCUGUAGCUGUACCUGAAGAACCUGUAGCUGCACAAGAAGAACCUGUAGCUGCACCAGAGGAGCCCGUAGCUGCACCAGAAGAACCUUCAGCUGCACCUAAAGAGUCUGUAGCUGCACCGGAAGAACCUGCAGCUGCACUGGAAGAACCUGCAGCUGCACCAGAAGAACCUGCAGCUUCACCAGAAGAACCUGAAGCUACACCAGAAGAGCUUGCAGCAGCACAGGUAGUGGAGGAGGCCGUCCAGGACGUUUUAAGCACCAUAGAGGUUCAAGAAGUAUCAGCUGAAAAUGCAGAAAACAUAGAGGUGCCAGAGCCAGAGCUUCCAGAACCAUCUCAAGAAUCCGAGCCCACUGCUGCAGCCCCAGAACCUGAACCUGUUGCAGCUCCAAAACCUUCAGAACCUGAGCCUGUUGCCCGGCCAGAGAGUGAAGAACCCAUUCCUGAGAUUGUGAUUUCCGAGUCAGCUUCAACCAAUGAGCUCUCAGCUGAGGAGCCCAGUGCUGCCCCUAGCGCUACGGAGGAGAAGCUGGACAAUGGCGAGUGUGACAGCGCUGGAGCUGAGGAAGAACCUUCCGGAACCGCGCCUAAAGUGAAUGGGGAUUGUAAGGAGAAGGCCAAUGGAGAGGCCAACGGAGAUGCUGAGGAGUGUGUCAACGGAGUGGUGGCAGAAAAAGCCGCUCAAGAGCACAACGACUGUGAACUGAAAAAGGAUUUAAGCCUGGCUGCUGACGCCGUGGUGGUCAGCCAGGCCAUCGAUACGGUCUGAGAAAUGUGAAUUCCAUUCUGAUGCAAUUGACAAGAGUCCAAGAAAGAACACAGGCGUUCUGAAAAUAGAUGUCAAAAAUGCCUGUCGUGGUAUUUUCAGGCAAAAAAAAAAUAAAAAAAGGAAUUUCUGGUCAACCCAAAAAAGAAGUGCAACCACUCAAGAGCUAAAAGAGAGACAAAGAGAGUGAGAGAGUGAGGGAGAAUUACAGAGAACCAGGAAUAGUCACAGAGAGAGAGAGAGAGAGAGAGAGAGAGAGCAGCGCUGGAAGCCUUUGUACCCUGCCGUGUUUGGCGAAGGCCGGCUGGUGAAUAUAUAAACCAGAAUGAAUGUGAACAAUAGUUAGGCAUAAACAGAAAACUGGACCGCAGAUCGAAACUCUGGACAUUAAAGAAACAAACAAAAAAAAACAAAAACAAAAAAAUAACAACAAAAAAGCAAAACAAAAAGAUGUUUGGAAUGAAUAGUCUUGUGUUUUUUGCGUGUGAUUCUGAUGAAUAUGAAAAAACUGGGUUAUUGGAUUAGCAUUUAAUAGCAUAUAAUCUAAUUUAGAUUUCACAUAUCCUUUCCGUGUCCGAAGAUUUAUAACUGCGCCGAAUCAGUGAGGAGGAAUGUUCGUGUUUAACGUGAUGGAUUAGAGAAGAAAAAAGGCAAAACAAGACUCUUAUACCUUUAAAACCUUGGUGCUUUCGUUUUCACACCUUUCAUUCUUACCCGGAUCGAGUGCCUGAGACUGAAACAGUCUUUUGUUAACUUGUGUUAUAUUUAAAAAAUAUUUCAAAUAAACGUACGACAGAAACCUGA